GGUGAGCUGAAACUAAAUCCCCUCUACCAAUUUUUCCACCAUAAAUCCAAUGUGGUCAAACCACAUCCCACCUAUUUUCACCAAUUUUAUUUUAUUUUUUUUUCCAACCCAUUUAUUUUUUAUUAUUAUUAUAUUUUCUCUCUUCAAUCUUUAUCCUUUUCCACCAAAAAUAACAAAAAAAACUACUAAAAAUUCGCAAAGAGAGAGAGAGAGAGAGAGAGAGAGAGAGAGGAGAGAGGAGAGAGGAGAGAGAAUGAGUUCGAUGUUCGCUUCAUCUUCCUCACUCUCCACGCCUCCGUAGUUUUAGCGCCGCAUCGGAGGUGGAUUUCGCUCCUAUGCGCACCCAAAUUGUACCCCAAAAUAUGAGCUUCUUAAGCUUGUGAGGAGUAGGAUUCGCCCCCACGCGACGCCUCCACCUUCUCCCAGUUCAUGAAGAAGGGUUUAGAAGCGGUCGCAAAGAGGGGUUUUUGAGGCGUAAAAAGGAGAAGGAUUGGGCACUAAUGCCGAAUAGUGAUGUUGGUGGCGAUGGUGGUGCUGAACCUGGAUCGAAUUCGGGGUCUAGUAACCCCGGAUCGAAGGUCGUUGUUGAUCCGCUUCGAUUGGGGGAGAAGGGUGGAGUAGGGGGGCUACCCACGCUGAGUAUUGUGAUCUCUCAGCCAGUGGAGGCUCCGAGCCCUAAAGGCGAUGUCGCGAAGGGCGGCGGCGCUGUCGAAGGGGAUGAGAAGGUCGUCGGCGGUGCAUCGGCGGCGGCGGCGAAAAAGGGUUGCUUGCCGCGGUCGGAGAGCUACCAUGAGCAAUGCAGAAUUUGUCAGCAACCGUCAGAAGAGCCUUUGGUCGAUCUUGGGUGCAGAUGCCGAGGUGAGCUUGCAAAAGCACACCGCUCCUGUAUCGAUGUUUGGUUCCGUACUAAAGGCUCGAAUAAGUGUGAGAUAUGCCAACAGGUGGCUGCGAACAUCCCCUUUCCGGAAUCACAAGCUAGUAGUAAUUAUUGGGUGUGGAGAGUGGAUUCUGCCUUUGGAGGAAGGCGCAUAGAACGUGAAAGGAGUUGCUUUAGCCCACUCUGGGUUGCAUUUGCAAUUCUGAUCGGAGGGCUCUUGCUGGACGUACUAAUUUCUGUUUCUCUCGGUGUUUCUGCACUGCCUGUGAACAUCAUCAUAGGCGUCCUCAUCGUGCUGGGGUUGGGCACGGCUCUUCGGCUCGCUCUCGAAUGCUGUCAAGAAUGGGGCUCAAGGAGAAGCAUCCAGAGGCUGGACAACAUGACUCUACCUGCUGGAUACCAUCCUGGAGUUUAACUGUUCCUGUAUAUAUAGAUAUAAAUAGAUCAUCAAAUCAUAGUGCUUGAUAAAUUUUCUUUUCUUUUUUCUUUUUUUUUUUUUGGGAUUCCGAAAAGUUCUUUCGACAAAUCAGUUGAAUGCCAAAUAAAUCGCUUGUUACAACUCUCAAUCCUCUGUACAUUUAUUUAUAUAUAUCCAUCCGGUUUAGCUAUUUGAAAUGAUUA
Ananas comosus (pineapple) is the source of this 1498-nucleotide messenger RNA. RefSeq lists its product as uncharacterized. The transcript has 7 exons. Lineage: Eukaryota; Viridiplantae; Streptophyta; Magnoliopsida; Poales; Bromeliaceae. Bases 501 to 1292 code for a protein of 263 amino acids. Gene Ontology annotation, molecular function: zinc ion binding. The record is from RefSeq and is a predicted model, not a curated record.